AUGGCAGUGUCUGCAGACUCUGUCUUUGCACCUAUUGACCUCAUCGAGGUGGGGGAUGCUCUUGCAGAGCUUCCUGAGGACCUGGCUGCCCAGGCGCUGGCGGAGCUGAACGAAGACCCGGCGACUCGGCUGCAGUUCCUGGAAGAGCUGCGCAACCUGCUGCAGAGUCACGAGCUGUACGAGGAGCUCCAGGUGCGGACAGACUUUCGGUUCCUGCUGCCGUUUGCACGGGCGCGCAAGUUCCGGAUGGAGGAGGCUGCCGCCAACGUGAUCAAUUACUACACUUUUGCCCGCAAGAUGGGCUGGGACAAGGCUGUUCACGUCGACGCCUUCCGCACCGCGCUGGAGACUGGGGCCAUGUGGGUGCUCGGGCAGGACGACGAGGGCCGGACGAUGGUCUCGCUGCAGGGCGCGUUCUUUGAGACGUCACGAGCGAGCCUCGCCGACUUUCAGCGCGCGCUGUACUUUCUGCUUCAUCUGUGCAUCCGUGACGACGCCACCCAGAUCCGCGGCUUUGUCAUCCUGGAGGACAUGCGCGGCAUGGGGCUCGACGCUGCGUCAUUUGAGCGCAACGGCGCCAAGGUCUGCUUUGAGAUGAUGUCCAAGAACUUUCCGGCGCGGAUGAAGGGCUUCUACGUGGUCAACCAGCCUUGGUUCAUCUCAGGCCUGUUCAAGGUCGCCAAACCGUUUGUCUCGUCCAAGAUCUCGUCGCGGGUUCACAUGCUCGGCUCGGACCUGUCCAAGCUGCACGAGAUCUUUGGCGCCGAUAAGCUGCCGCGUCAGUACUACGGCGGCGAGGUCGAGUUUGACUGGCCCUCGCAUGUUGCCGCCAUCUACGACGAGGUCGGUGCCGUCUACGAGCCACCGCAGCGCCUCGUCCUCACCUCGACCCUCUCCCCGCUGCCCAAGGAGUUUGGCAUCGACGUCGUCCAGCUCGACGGACGCAUUUCGGUCUCGGGCAUCGACGCUGGCUCGCUCGGCGAGCACCUCGGCCUCCACCUCGGCGACAUUAUCGAGACACUCAACGGGCUUCCGGUCCGUUUCAUGCGCCACCUCAAGCUCAAGAAGUCCUGGCCUGCCGUCACCGUCGAGCUCAUCCGCCCCUCACCCGAGGAGAAGGCUCGCCGCGACGAGCUCAUUGCGAAGACCUUUGGUGUCGGGGUGGACCACGCUGACGCCCAGCCUGUUUUCUCCGGCGAUGCCGCUGCAUCGCCUGCCAGCGAUGGUGCCGCUCAGGACGACGCCGCUGCCUACGACAGCGACGGCUACGACUCCGAGGGCGCAACCGAUCCGUUUGGCGAGUAUCCCGACGCUGCUCUCGCCGACGAUGCCAGUCACGCUGGUAGCAUUGCCAGUGCUGGCAGCCACGUCGAGUACUCGGACGUGGGCAGCGACGGCGAUGAUGGCCACGAGCCGGAGCGCUCGGGCAGCGACAACGAUGGCGACGAUGGCGACGAUGGCGACGAUGGCGACGAUGGCGGCGAUGGCGAGGAUUCAGAGCAUGAUAACCCGUUUGUGUAAACGCCCUGCAUCCGUGUG
Thecamonas trahens ATCC 50062 is the source of this 1539-nucleotide messenger RNA. Its product is annotated as clavesin-2. NCBI's taxonomy places the organism in Eukaryota, Apusomonadida, Apusomonadidae. The record is from RefSeq and is a predicted model, not a curated record. Gene Ontology annotation, molecular function: phosphatidylinositol bisphosphate binding; protein binding. Gene Ontology annotation, cellular component: membrane. The transcript has 2 exons. Bases 1 to 1521 code for a protein of 506 amino acids.